AUGGAAUCUCCAGAUUUUGCACAGCUUCGAAGAGAAAAGAAUAUCAAAGUUCUUAGCAAUGCAUUUCCUUCAAUUCAAAAAUCUUUUAUAGAAAAGGCGUAUGACAAGAAUCACGAGAAUUACGUUCAGACGUUAGACGUUCUUAUUAAUUAUUUUGACACUUCUGAUCUUGCUGCUGAGGAUUUAGUUCUCUCUCCAGACUCUUCUUGUCCACAGAAAGAAACUAAAGCCAAAGACAUACAACAGACUUCAAUUCCUUCCAACAAGAACAAAAUACAUAAGAAGAGAAUAGUGCAAAAUGGGUACUCUACUGGUGAUGUCAAAGAGAUAUCAAUUAAAGGUGUUGUCAUAACAAGAAGUGAAAAGAAAAGCACUUUGUCUAAUAAAGAAAAGAAAUUAAAGAAGAAGAAAGGCAUAUCAAUCGUCCAAAAAUUGAUGCGUUCUAUUAAGACGACUUUCAAUACAUCUAAACACAAUGAAAACACUCAACAGAGUCAUUUAAAAGAAAAUAAUAAACAUAACACCUCAGACGACGCAGAAGACUCAGAAAAGCAUUCAAUAUCAGCAGAUGACGAAAAAUUGAAUCAAAACGUGUUGAAGACUUCGCAGAGCAAAUUUCUGAAUGCGGCACAGAAAGCACCAAAUGCGUUGUCCGAAGAAAAGUCCGAGAAGUUGGAGACUCAAGUCCAAAACGCGAUGAAAGGAGCUUGUUCGACAAAAGCACCACAAAACACAAAAUCGGAAAAGGCUCCAAGCACGAAAAUGAGUCGAAAUAGCUCGAUUUCUAUUAGCAGUGUGUAUACAUCAGACUUUAAUUCUCCAAGUGGAAAGGAGUGUGUAGGGGCUUUAGACACGACAAUGCCAAAGUUAACAAAAAUGAACGACCAAAUUGAAAUUUCCGUGUUUUCAAAGCAAGAGACGUCGUCCGAAGAAGUGUUGAAAAGAAUUGUUUUGAGCGCAAAAAGUGUGAACAACUCAAUAGAAGUGACUUAUCACGUCCCGCAGUCUUUUAUGAAAAUGAGCUCAUGGAUUGGCUUGUACGACAAAUACGAGAUGGACACACGAAGAACGUUGGACUACAAAUUCUGUGAAGGGAAGGCGGACGGAUUUAUAAAAUUCGACAAACAGAAGUAUGGGUGGUACGCUGUCAGACUGUUUCUAAAUUCUUCUAAAGGAGAUGAGUAUAUCCCAAUCAAGUCUUCUGAUGUAUGUGUAGGCCCUGAUGUCAAACUUUUAGCCUCCACAAAACUUGAAAAUAGUAGAAAAGUCGUGCAGAUGAUCGUCUCAGGCUUAACUAAGAAAUAUUGGCUUGCAAUUUAUCGCGACAGUGAAGCGCCAUAUUCCAAUGACGAGUACUUAAUCAAAUCCGACAAAUUGAACCGCCCAAAUAUCGACUUAGAUGUCACUGCCUUAAAAAAGGGGAAAUAUGAGUGUCGUGUAUUUUGCAAACAGAGUUGUUAUGGUAAAAUGAAAGUGCGAUGGCAUUCGUGUGGAGCCGCACAAUUUGAGUGUUAA
Messenger RNA from Entamoeba invadens IP1, 1515 nucleotides. RefSeq lists its product as hypothetical. The transcript has a single exon. NCBI's taxonomy places the organism in Eukaryota, Evosea, Mastigamoebida, Endamoebidae. The coding region runs from base 1 to 1515 and encodes 504 amino acids. The record is from RefSeq and is a predicted model, not a curated record.